UCAACAAACAAACUAUCCUUAUCUUAUUAUCCAUCACCCUUUCAUUUUUCUCCUUAGUUUUUUUUAGUUUUUUUUCUUAUGUAACACUCUUUUCUCACUUUUUCUCUUCAACCCUCUCCAAUGAUUAUCUUGUAACCUUUCACCUCCCUUUUUUCCCUUCCAUUACCUAUUUUCCUUCCUCCCAAAUUCCUUCCAUCCCUUUUCUUCUGAGUUUUUCUCCCUUCCACCAUGGGCAACUGUUGCUCAGGUGGCACUGAUGAUCCUGAAGACAAGGGAGAAACAGAUCAACAAAACAACAAUGCCAAUGCAAAUGGUGACUCUUCUUCUGCUACAACGCCGCCGCCGUCUUCAAAACCUUCUAAACCGUCCAAACCGGCCGCGAUGGGACCGGUCCUCGGAAGGCCAAUGGAAGAUGUCAAAAGUACUUAUAGCAUUGGGAAGGAACUAGGGAGAGGACAAUUUGGUGUAACAUAUUUGUGCACACAUAAAACCACUGGAAAACAAUAUGCUUGCAAAACAAUAGCCAAGAGAAAGCUUGUUAACAAAGAAGACAUUGAAGAUGUUAAGAGGGAGGUUCAAAUCAUGCAUCAUCUCACAGGGCAGCCUAAUAUUGUCGAGCUUAUCGGCGCUUUUGAAGAUAAACAAUCUGUUCAUUUGGUUAUGGAGUUGUGCGCGGGCGGUGAACUUUUCGACCGAAUCAUCGCGAAAGGUCAUUACACCGAACGCGCUGCGGCUUCCUUGUUGCGAACCAUUGUUCAGAUUGUUCAUACCUGUCAUUCCAUGGGUGUUAUACAUAGAGAUCUUAAGCCAGAGAAUUUCCUUUUGUUGAACAAGGACGAGACUUCGCCUCUCCAAGCUACCGAUUUCGGUUUAUCCGUCUUUUACAAGCAAGGAGAAGUGUUUAAAGAUAUUGUCGGUAGCGCGUAUUACAUUGCACCGGAGGUUUUGAAGAGAAAAUACGGACCAGAAGUAGACAUUUGGAGCGUUGGCGUCAUGUUAUACAUUCUUCUAUGUGGUGUUCCACCAUUUUGGGCAGAAUCUGAAAAUGGCAUAUUCAAUGCCAUCCUAAAAGGCCACGUCGACUUCUCGAGCGAUCCAUGGCCCUCCAUUUCGCCUGCAGCAAAAGAUCUUGUAAGGAAAAUGCUGAACUCGGAUCCUAAGCAGAGGCUAACUGCAUAUGAAGUUUUGAAUCAUCCAUGGAUCAAGGAAGACGGAGAAGCACCGGAUACACCUCUCGACAAUGCUGUGCUCAAUAGACUCAAACAGUUCAGAGCGAUGAACCAGUUCAAGAAAGUUGCGCUAAAGGUUAUUGCUAGCUGCUUAUCAGAAGAAGAAAUCAUGGGAUUGAAGCAGAUGUUUAAGGGUAUGGACACCGACAACAGUGGAACGAUAACGAUUGAAGAGCUAAAACAAGGACUUGCAAAACAAGGAACUAGGUUGACAGAACAAGAAGUUAAGCAAUUAAUGGAAGCUGCAGAUGCUGAUGGCAAUGGAAUUAUAGAUUAUGACGAGUUCAUCACAGCAACGAUGCACAUGAACCGAUUGAACAGAGAAGAACAUGUUUAUACUGCAUUCCAAUACUUCGAUAAAGAUAACAGCGGCUACAUUACAAUUGAAGAACUAGAGCAAGCUUUACAUGAGUAUAACAUGCAUGAUGGCAGGGACAUAAAGGAAAUCAUUUCAGAAGUUGAUGCAGAUAAUGAUGGUCGGAUUAACUACGAUGAGUUUGCUGCUAUGAUGAGCAAAGGAAACCCGGAAGCACAUACCAAGAAACGGCGUGAUUCAACCUUGUUUUAGUAAGGGGCUAUGAGAAGAUAAUCUCUUUCGGUGUUGUGUUCUUGAGAAUAUCAGAUGCUGGUGAGAGAAAAAUAACAGAAUGUUAAGCUUGGUAGUUGUUUGGUUGGAUAGGGUUAUGGGUUUGGAAUGGGUGGUGAAAACAAACAGAAUUGGAAGGGCAAAAAGAGCUUCAACUAACCUAUGAAAAAUGUAUAAACACGCUAGGUAUUAUUUGAUUGGUUGGUUUUACUUCAUUUUUUUAUUUCCUUGUAACAUGUCUUAUAAUGUAAUUGAUGUUCACUUAGGAAUCAAAGCAAAGGGUGUUUAUUUA
This is a messenger RNA of Vicia villosa (hairy vetch), 2107 nucleotides long. RefSeq names its product calcium-dependent protein kinase 17. Gene Ontology annotation, molecular function: ATP binding; calcium-dependent protein serine/threonine kinase activity; calmodulin binding. Gene Ontology annotation, cellular component: cytoplasm; nucleus. Lineage: Eukaryota; Viridiplantae; Streptophyta; Magnoliopsida; Fabales; Fabaceae. The transcript has 6 exons. The record is from RefSeq and is a predicted model, not a curated record. Gene Ontology annotation, biological process: protein autophosphorylation; peptidyl-serine phosphorylation; intracellular signal transduction. Bases 229 to 1797 code for a protein of 522 amino acids.